Molecule: messenger RNA, 462 nt
Organism: Meloidogyne enterolobii
Lineage: Eukaryota; Metazoa; Nematoda; Chromadorea; Rhabditida; Meloidogynidae
Source: the annotation of a GenBank genome assembly
AUGUAUGUUCAAAUUCUAAAUAAUAAUUUCUACAAUAUCUUUUUAGAUAUUCAAGACCAUUUGGAACUCUUUCCAGGAUCUCCAAAAAGUGGACUAAAUUACAUUUUUUCACAUUAUUUUGGUGUGUUUAUUGGGGCAACAUGCAUUUUUAUCGGAUAUUCAAUUAUUAAGAGAAAUCACCCAAUAGUCAAUCCAAAAAUUAUUUUACCUUCAUUAUUAAGUGGAGCAAUUUGGGGUUGUGGAAUGAUGUGUUUGUUCCUUUCAAACGAUUUACUUACCCAAACAGUUUCAUACCCAAUAUUAAUUACUAUUCCCGGUUGUGUUGCUUCUGUUUGGAGUAUUUUUUAUUUUAAAGAAAUACCUUUGAAUCGAAAGAAUUUAUAUAUUAUUCUACUUUCAUUUACUUUUAUUUUUGUUGGUGCUUUACUUGUUUUUGUUUCAAAGAGAAGAGUUAAUUUAUAA